This is a messenger RNA of Cooperia oncophora, 498 nucleotides long. NCBI's taxonomy places the organism in Eukaryota, Metazoa, Nematoda, Chromadorea, Rhabditida, Trichostrongylidae. The record is from the annotation of a GenBank genome assembly.
AUGUUUGGUACCGUAUUCUUGAUCAGCUUCUUCUCCGACCAAUGCAUGGAACUGUUCGGAUCAAAUUAUACUCUCACUGAAACCUACAAAUUGGUUGGUGCAGUUCAGAAGAAGUACGGUGGAACAGCCGCCUAUAAGGGCAACAAGGUUGUGUUUCCAAACGGUUCGAUCGAUCCAUGGAAGUCACUUGGCCUCCCUGUUGGAGAUCCUGACAAGAACAUAGAUGCUUUUAUAAUUGAUGGUGUGGCUCAUUGUGCUGACAUGUAUCCAGCCUCACCAAACGACAAGCAGUCACUGACAGAUGCCAGAGCACGGAUUCUGAACAGCCUUAACACAUGGAUUGAAGACGCUCUUAAGCCAACAGGUAUGUUUCCCAUGAAAUUGUUCUGCAAAUGUCAACACAGGGAAAUGCUAAGAAGUAGUGUCAUUUCAGGAAGUGUCUCCCGCCUAGGACUACUCACCACGGCGAUCUUUGUUUUGAUAUCGUGGUGUUUAUGA